UUAUUAUGCUUGGCUUAUAUGGCGAACUCACAGAGGUGAUUCUAACCAAUUUUUUUAGCAGGAUUUCGAUAGAUUUAGAUUGAUUUUAGUAGUUUUAAAUAUUUUUCAUUUAUAACUAGUGAUUUUUUCUAGAAUAAUUAAAAGGUUGUAACAUGUAUAAAAAUUUAUUAAAAUAUUUAUUGAAUAAGAAUGCUUACGUACGAAAUUUAUCGACUAGAAGUAUAAUUUUGGGUAUAGAAACCUCCUGUGACGAUACAGGGUGUGCUGUUGUAGAUACAGAUGGGAAUAUUUUAGGAGAAGCUUUAAAAUCUCAACAGCAAUUACAUUUAAAUCAUGGUGGUAUUAUUCCACCUAUCGCACAAAGUUUACAUCGUGAGAAUAUUGAAUCUGUUGUUAACGAUGCUAUAGAAGCUGCUGGCGUUAGUUUUAAGGAUGUUGAUGCUAUAGCAACAACGGUUAAACCUGGUUUACCUCUAAGUUUAUUAAUUGGAAUGAAAUAUGGAAAACAUUUAUGCCGAAAAUAUAACAAACCUUUUAUACCAAUUCAUCAUAUGGAAGCACAUGCAUUAACUGUUCGAUUGUUUGAUAAAAAUAUUCAAUUUCCAUUCUUAGUUUUAUUAAUUAGUGGUGGGCAUUGUUUAAUAUCCAUCGUAAAAAAUGUUGACGAAUUUCUAUUAUUGGGAAAAAGUUUAGAUGAUGCGCCUGGUGAAGCUUUAGACAAGACUGCUCGUCGUUUAAAAAUGCAUCAUAUACCAGAAUAUAAAGGUAUGUCAGGUGGUCAAAGUAUUGAAGAAGCUGCUAAAAAAGCGACGGAUAUAUUACAAUUUGAUUUUCCAUUACCAUUAACCAAAUAUCGUGAUUGUAAUUUUAGUUUCUCCGGCCUUAAAAAUACUGCUCUGCGUUACAUAAAAAAACAAGAGAAAAUACAUGAUUUGGCACCAGAUGUUAUAAUUCCUGAUAUAAACAAUUUAUGUGCUGGUUUUCAACUAGCGAUUACUCGUCAUUUAUGCCAUCGCGUUCAACGAUCAAUGCAGUAUCUCAAUAUGAAACAAUUAAUUCCUAAAGAUAAACAAACAUUGGUAGUUUCCGGUGGUGCAGCUUGUAAUAAUUUUAUAUCAAAAGCAUUACAAAUUGUAUGCAAUGAAAUGGGUUACAAACUGGUUAGACCACCUCCAAAAUUAUGCACCGAUAAUGGUAUAAUGAUUGCGUGGAAUGGUGUAGAACGGUGGAAACAAAAUUGCGGAAUAUUUGAAGAUUUAAGUCAAGUUGAUAUUCAAGGAAAAUGUACUUUAGGAGUGAAUAUGAUAGACGAUGUUGUAGCAUCAAAUAUCCAAUGCAAGUGGAUAAAAUUAACAAGUUUAUAUAAAUAA
Chrysoperla carnea is the source of this 1370-nucleotide messenger RNA. RefSeq names its product probable tRNA N6-adenosine threonylcarbamoyltransferase, mitochondrial (gene Tcs4). Bases 153 to 1370 code for a protein of 405 amino acids. Gene Ontology annotation, biological process: tRNA threonylcarbamoyladenosine modification. NCBI's taxonomy places the organism in Eukaryota, Metazoa, Arthropoda, Insecta, Neuroptera, Chrysopidae. Gene Ontology annotation, cellular component: mitochondrion. The transcript is spliced from 6 exons. The record is from RefSeq and is a predicted model, not a curated record.